Messenger RNA from Tympanuchus pallidicinctus (lesser prairie-chicken), 2248 nucleotides. RefSeq names its product flavin adenine dinucleotide synthetase 1 (gene FLAD1). The record is from RefSeq and is a predicted model, not a curated record. Bases 37 to 1575 code for a protein of 512 amino acids. The transcript is spliced from 8 exons. Gene Ontology annotation, biological process: FAD biosynthetic process. Lineage: Eukaryota; Metazoa; Chordata; Aves; Galliformes; Phasianidae. Gene Ontology annotation, molecular function: FMN adenylyltransferase activity.
GCGGCGUGGCGGAACCGGUUCGGUUCGGCGGGGUUCAUGCGGGCGGCGCUGCGGGUUGUGGGGGCUCUGCUCGGUACCGCGCGGCGGAACGCGGCCUGCAGAGCCAUGGCCGGGCACAGCUCCGCCUCCACCGCCGGGAUCAUCAUCAUCGGGGAUGAGAUCCUCAAGGGCCACACUCAGGACACGAACUCCUUCUUCAUGUGCCGGCGGCUGCGUGCGCUGGGUGUGCGCGUGGCCCGUGUCUCCGUGGUGCCCGACGAGGUGGACGCCAUCGCUGCUGAAGUGGCCGCCUUCGCCUCCCGCUUCACCUUCGUGCUGACCUCGGGGGGCAUCGGCCCCACGCACGACGACGUCACCUUCGAGGCCGUGGCCAAAGCUUUUGGGGAGAAGGUGGCCCCGCACCCGGAGCUGGUGGCCCUGGUGCAUAAAUUCUUCGGCAAGACGGACAUGCAGUGCCCUGAGAUGAAGCUGGCUCGCAUCCCUGAGUCCUCACGCCUCAACUAUGGCACGGACCGACUGACAGGCAGUGCCUUCAAGUAUCCUCUGGUUAGUGUCCGUAACGUCUACAUCUUCCCGGGCAUCCCAGCACUGAUGGAACGUGCCCUGGAUGGUCUCAGCCAUCUUUUCCGCAGUGAGCAGACCUGCUUCCACUCCCGUGCCAUCUACGUGGCAGCUGAUGAGGUGCAGAUUGCUCCCGUGCUGGAUCAGGCCAACGCCAGCUUUCAGGGCCGUGUGAGUUUGGGUUCCUACCCGGACUGGGCCAACAAUUAUUACCGUGUGAAGCUGACGCUGGACUCCGAGUCGGAGCAGCACCUGGAGGAGGCACACGGCUUCCUGAUGGAGAAGCUGCCGCCUGGCGUGGUGGUGCCGUUGGUGACUGACUGCGUCUCGAGGGCUUCCACUGAGGUCUAUGCCUUGGCUGAGUCAGGCUCGGCUCUGGGACAGAAGGUGGCAGCAGCACUGAGGACUAUCGAGGAGGCUUUGGAGCGGUACAGCCUAGCGCAGCUCUGCGUGGGUUUCAACGGGGGCAAGGACUGCACAGCCCUGCUGCACCUGGUCCACGCUGCCGUGGAGAGGCGGUACCCGGAGAGGCAGGAGAAGCUGAAGGUGCUCUACAUCCGCAUCGUGUCUCCCUUCCCUGAAAUGGAGCAGUUCAUCCAGGCCACCGUGCGGAGGUACAAGAUCCAGCUGUGCACGGUGGAGGGCUCCAUCCGGGACGCCCUGCUCACCCUGAAGGAGCAGCAGCCGCAGCUGGAGGCCGUCCUGAUGGGCACGCGGCGCACCGACCCCUACUCGUGCACCCUGACCCCCAUGUGCAUGACGGACCCCGACUGGCCCCAGUACAUGAGGGUGAACCCACUGCUGGACUGGACAUACAGGGACAUCUGGGAGUUCCUGCGCAAGCUCUUUGUCCCCUACUGCAUCCUCUACGACAAGGGCUACACCUCCCUGGGGACCAUGGCCAACACAAUGAAGAACCCAGCGCUGCUCUACACCGACGCCAGCGGCCGAGAGAGCUACAGACCCGCCUACGAGCUGGAAAACGAGGAGGACGAGCGCACGUCGCGCCGGUGAGAGCCGCGCUGAGACCGAUGGCGUCCACAGGUGUCAUCCCCGCUGCUGGGGACGGCGCUAAAUAAAGCCGCUGCGCUCAGCGUCUCGCCCGAGCUUGGCUGCGCCGCUCCGUUGGUGCUGUGCGGGGCUCCGGCAGGAGGAACGAGAGCGGCCGCGUCCGAACAAAAGCGACCCCAGGCGGUGCCUCCCCCCCCCCCCCCUUUCCCCACGUGCGCGUCAUUGUGGCGGCUUUUGAAGCGCAGAGAAUGGAGCAAUUUCCAGCGCUCGCCCGGGGCUCCGCGUGGCCGCGCCGAUCCCUCCCCGCUCAGAUCCCGUUGCCAUGCGUCUCCUACGAACCGCGACAGCCCGGCCACCGGGCACCGUGAAGCGGAUGGCGCAGGCCGUGGCGCUGCCGGCACCCGGCGACGCGUCCCUGGGGCUGCGGCUCGGCCGCUGGGUGCUGCGGGUGCUGCGGGAGUGCGUUUACCUCCUGCUGUGCAGCUGGUGCAUCCGGGAGCUGCUGGAGUAGGGCACGGCUCCUUCCCCACGGUGGGACUGCCGGGAUGCUGGAUUCUGUUGCCCCUCCGUGGCUCUGCGCUGCCCGGUUUGGACCCGAUGGACCCCCAACACCAGGACCCGGCCCACCCUGAGCCCCCCCGGCACCACGACCCCAAUAAACCUGAGCAGUGUGUGA